This is a messenger RNA of Pelagomonas calceolata, 1278 nucleotides long. NCBI's taxonomy places the organism in Eukaryota, Pelagophyceae, Pelagomonadales, Pelagomonadaceae. The record is from the annotation of a GenBank genome assembly.
AUGGACGGCAGCACCCCGAACGACGUCGAGGCGCCCGGGCCGGCGCGGGCCGCGGCGCCGGCGCGCUUCAGCCUUGGAUGGGUCGUGGCCCUGAACCUCGGGCUGGCCGGCGCCCAGAUCCUCGUGGGCACGUCCAUCCUCUCGCUGGCGCUCGUCUCGGACGGCUUCCACAACCUGAGCGACGCCGCGGCGGCCGUCGUCGCGCAGCUGGCCGAGGCCUUCGACCGCCGCGACUUCGACGCGCGGACGCUGCCCUUCGGCUACGCGCGCGCGUCGACCGUCGGCGCCCUCGUCAACGUCGCCGCGCUCGAGGCCGUCUGCCUGUCCAUCGCGCUGACGGCGCUGUGCCGGCUCCUCGAGCCCGCCGCGAUCGAGCGGCUCGGCGCGCUCUUCUGGGUCAGCCUGGCGGGCGUCGUCGUGAACGUGGCCUCGGCGGUGCUGAGCUGCUGGGGCGUCGUCGAACACCACCACGUCGGCUGCGCCUGCCACGACGUCGCCGUCGCGAGCCCGCUCCUCGGCGACGACAUGGGCGACGACGAGGAGGCGCCGCGCGUCGAGGCGCGGCGCUUCGUGCUCUGCGCCGGCGGCUGCUGCGUCGCCGGCGGGGCCUCGCCGCUCGCGCCGCCGGCCCUCUUCAGCCCGACGACGGGCGAGCCCGUGCUGGCGUGCGCGCCGUGCAAGCCCUGCGCGCCGGCGAAGGCCGCGCCGCCGCCGCCCGCGCCCGACGUCGUGCAACCGACGUGGUGGUGGCGGCGCCUCGACGUCGGCCGCCUCGCGCUGGUGACGCACCACGCCGGCGACGCGGCCAUGUGCCUCGUCGUGCUCGGCGAAGCGGUGCUGCUGCGCCACGGCCACGCGUUUUUAUCCGAUGGCGCCGUGGCCUGGCUCCGGUUGUACCUGGAUCCGCUCCUGAGCCUCGCGCUCAGCUGCGCGAUCGCGGCGGCGGCGUUUCCCGUCGGCAAGCGCGCGGCCUGGACGCUCCUCGAGGGCGCGCCGGCCGACGGCGACGGCCUCGAGGCCGCCGUGGCCAAGGCCCUCGCCGGGCGGGCGCGCGUGGCGUCCUGCGCGCUGAUCCACCUGCGCGACGCGCCGGGCCUCGAGCGGGCCGCGCUGGUCAAGCUCGAGGUCGACGACGGGGCCUACGGGGCGUCGCGCGCCGCCGUCGCCGCCCGCGCGCGGCGCGUCCUGGCCCGCUACGCCGUCUCCGACGAGAACGCGUUCGUCGAAAUAGCCGACGCCCUCGACGAGGGCGGCGGGCACCGCCGCGUCGUCGGGUAA